Acinonyx jubatus (cheetah) is the source of this 1818-nucleotide messenger RNA. RefSeq names its product myosin-K heavy chain-like. NCBI's taxonomy places the organism in Eukaryota, Metazoa, Chordata, Mammalia, Carnivora, Felidae. The coding region runs from base 151 to 960 and encodes 269 amino acids. The transcript has 2 exons. The record is from RefSeq and is a predicted model, not a curated record.
UGCUUCCUCCAGACCUGUGAGUCAUUCUCUUCCCUGCUUCACUUUCCCUGGUGGUCCCUGAGCCGUGCCUCCCCAGCAGACACCCCACCCGCACUCGACGGGUGCUCACGAAGUCCAGCACCCCUGUGCUUGGCCAGGCUGGCCUUUGGGAUGCCGAGCCGGACUCCCCACUUCGUCCAGCCUGAUUCUUCCCUCACUUUUAUCCUCCGAAUUCAGGACGCAUCCCGUGCUAGCAGGAUGUGCUAUGUGACCGUUGUGAAUUUAGGCCAUUUUCACCCCAGAGCUGGCCCCUUCCACACUCCGGCCUUCCGUGGGGACGUCCAUCCCACCCCCACGCCCUCCAUGCGAUUCCGCAGCUGGGACUGGGUCCCCGACCCCAGACCAUGUGUCUGCCCACCCGCCGUGGGUACUGGUCCCGUGGCGGCCCAGGGACCCUCUCAGCCAGGGGGAGCCUGGCAGGCUGUGCGGAAGCAGAUGGUGCUGGAAUGUGGUGGGGCUCCCCUCCAGGGCAGGGGAGGAGGAGAGAGCAGGCUUGGACGCGGGGCUGGGUAUUAUUCCCACACCGAGAUGUGCCAGGUGCCUCCUGAGAGCCCUGGGCAGAGGGAGCGGCCUGCAGCCAGAUGGGCCCCGAGGCCACCAGCCUGCCGCGUGUCCUGGCUGGGGAGGAAGGCAUGCGGCGGAGGGGCCCGGAGGGAGGGUGGACAGCCAGCCCGAGCAUCUGGUCUCCCUCCCUCCGCCCCUCCUGCACUGUUAUCUCAAACCCCUCUUUACAGACUCGUGUCCCUGAGGGUCCCGGCAUCUCGUGCCCCAGGCCCAGCACUAAGCCGGGGGUCCCGGGCCCCACCGCCCGGGAAUUCUGGUCCCACAGGCAGACGCACUGGAGGUGGGACCCACCAUCCACCGACAGGGCUGUCCCAUGCCGUCACUGGUCUACAGUCUUCCUCAUGCCACCUGGUGUGACCCUCCCACAUCUCCAGCCGCCAUUUCUGGUCGUGCUCCCUGGCAGCAGGCCACAAAUUCGCUUCCCAGCACACAGUGCCAAGCUCUCACUGCCUCAGGGCCCUUGCACAUGCUAGGCCGUCUGCUUGGAAUUUCCGUCCCCUACUCAGCCUUCUGAUUGGAUCUCAGAUGUCACCCCCCCCCCCCCCCCCCGCUUCCACACAGAUCGCGUGUGCUCAUUUCCCACCGCAGGUAACCGCGUGCCUGUCUUUGCGAUGGUUCAGGUUGGGCAUCCCCACGAGGCCUCCUGGAGGGCAGAGUGGGGUCUGUCUUGCUCGUGGCCGCGUCUGCAGCACUCGGCACGGGUCUGCACAGAGCCGGUGCUCAGAAGUAGUUAUUUCUGUGACUCCGUGAAAGGCCGGGGCAGACGCUCGUAGGCCUGACCAAGCUCGCUUUCUGGCUCGCUUCCCCCAGAAGGCCCUGUGUGCACUUCCUGCCCAGAAGGCGGGUCUUUGUCGUGAAACCAGCUUUGCCGCUUUGCCUGGGACGGAAGCAGAUGCCACCUGGUCCCUAUGCGCGGCUUCUGGCCGGCAGCGUGUCGCCCGCGAGCGCCUGAGUUGGUCUGUGACCCUCAGCACCUGCCCACGCGGUGGGCUCAAGCCCGGGGAGGGUGGCCCCGUGGGGUUAAGCUCUGUCCCCACAGCACUGGGUCAUUUGGUGAUGUGCCCUUUCCUCCCCGCUCCCCCUCGGCCCCCAAAUAAGCCACUUGACUUAUUGACUUAUUAGCCAUGUUGACUAAGUAAACAUUAAAAAAUUAAAAAAAAAAAGAAUUCGAUACUUUUUAAAAAUGUUUUACUUAUUUUUGAGAGAGAGCAAGUG